AUGGCCACCAACAAAAUAACUCUUGUGGAGCAAUUAGAUGCAUCAAAGGAUUUCAUAAACAUGAAAGUGAAGAUAAUCCGCCGAUGGAUUAAUCAAAUUCAAAGGCUUGAGAUGGUGUUGGUUGAUGAAAAGGGUGCAAAGAUUCAAUGUUCUAUCAAGAAGGACUUGGUUCCUAUGUUUGAUAAAGUGAUCAAGGAAGAUGCUGCUGUGAUUAUCAAGCGAUUUGGUGUUGGAAAAAACGAUAACCCCUUCCCUGUCGUCCCACAUAAACUAAAGUGUAACUUUUACAAAACUACUGAAGUGCAACAUGGUGUGCCUUUUACAUACAGUGGCUAUGGUUUCUCAUUCUUGCCUUUCAAUGAGAUUACUUUGACUAAGGCUAGAGAUAAAGAUGUCCUCAACAUUGAUGUCAUUGGUUGUGUAAGUUGGUGUGGAAAUCUUGAGGUAUUCAAGUCAGCAACUCAAACAAGCAAGAGGUUUAACAUGGAGUUGAAAGAUUUGGAUGGUAGAACCCAGCGUUGCACUUUGUGGAAUGAUUAUGCAGUUCAGUUUAAUGCCAAUCUGGAGCAGAACAAAUCUGAAGAGCAUGUCAUUGCCAUCUUGCAACAUGCUCUCAUUAAUGAAUGGAAGGAAAACUUGACAGUUCAAACUGAUAAAUUUGGUACAAGAAUUUUUAUAAAUGAAGAUAUCCAAGAGGCUAAUGACUUUAGGAGGAGGUAUGACAAUGUUCCUGCAUAA
Molecule: messenger RNA, 738 nt
Organism: Erigeron canadensis
Lineage: Eukaryota; Viridiplantae; Streptophyta; Magnoliopsida; Asterales; Asteraceae
Exons: 5
Coding region: 1-738 (245 amino acids)
Source: RefSeq, a predicted model, not a curated record